UGCUGCACGGCAGUGUGCGCGUCAGCCGCGUUCAAACUGCGGAGCUCGGGGCGUUGUGCGCGUGGUGGUGGUGGUGGUGUGCAAGCCGGUAUUGAGCGCUUCAUCGACUCCAGGGAGGGGGAGGACCACGCAAAACAAACUGGGUUUUGAGUAAACGAAAUUUGAUGAUUGUUUACCGAGUGCUGCAGGUUGGGGGCACGCCGCUGUGGCCGAGCACCUUUCUCUCGUGUCACCGAUAACUUGUCAGUCAACAGCCAACCAAUCAGGUAGUAAGUAGCAACAUCGCGGCAAACCAUCGAUCAACAAAACCCUUCUUCUUCCCCCACACAACCACCAGCCUCCUCCAUCCCCCAUCAGCGGGAGAUCAAGCGGAGCCGUUUGCCGAUUAUCGUCGGGACUGUAUCGUCCGCUUCAUUGGACUGUGCCAGCGUUUGCUUGCCUGCACUGAGCGCACCCUCUCUACCUGAGGCUCAAGUAUGUCCCGUGGAAAACUUACACACCAGCUGUCUGCUGAUCGCAUCGAAGAGUUCCGGGAGGCGUUCUGCAUGUUCGACAAGGAUGGGGACGGUCGCAUCACGGAGCAGGAGCUGGGCACGGUGCUGAGGUCGCUGGGUCAGGACCCGACAGACACAGAACUCAAAGACAUGAUCAACGACGUCGACACCGACGGCAGCGGCACCAUCGAGUUCAACGAGUUCCUGUUGAUGAUGUCACAAAAGUGCGAGAAGACGGAACUGGAGGAGAUCGCGGACGCCUUCAAGAUCUUCGACAAAAACGGCGACGGCUUCAUCAACUCCGAUGAGCUCCGACAGGUGAUGGAGAGCCUCGGUGAGCGACUCACUCCAAAGGAGCUGAACGACAUGAUGAGGGAAGCUGACGCUGACGGCGACGGGCUCAUUAACUACCAAGAAUUCCUAAACAUGAUGAGACCUAGUGAUUCAGAAGCUCAAAGAAGAGAAUUAAAGUAGUCCAGAAUGAGCUGCAGCGCCCCCUGUCCACCGUGACAGCCUGUUACCGAGUGUUGAGACUGGGUGAAGAAACUUUGAACCUUUCAGUAAAUAACCGGAAUAUAUAAUCCUGAAACCAGCUUUGAACAUUUGUUGACCUUUUUUUAAACGUGAUUUGACUCUUAGUGUCCGGGUCCAACAUCUACUGAGUAGCCCGGGGAUGGGGAUGGGGAUGGGGCGCGAACCAUUGCGUGACAUCAUGUUUUAACUGCCGUCAUCUGUCACGAAUGAAGUCCUUUGCCCUGACAUGACAUGACAGCAGUGUCAAGAGGCUUGAUGGGCGGAGGAAGGGUCAUCGCUGAUAAGGAACCUCCAAGUCUCUCGCAAAGGUCAAGACCUCAUGACAUCCAGCACUUUCGAUUACGAUCUGUUACUACCAAGAUGGCGCCUUUGUUGACGCUGCUUUUCCUUUUCUUUUGACUUUUUUUUUAAAAAGUGUGCAACAUGUUUUUACGAUUUACUACGGUAUCAAAGUUUGAAAACUACAGUUUAUUAUAUCGUCCUUUUUGGAUCGGUCUAUAACCAGGUACGGUAUUUCCGUCGAUAGUUCUGCUCUCAGAUCUUCUUACUAUCCCCUCCCUCUCUCUUUCUUUCGUUCUCUUCCGCCAUCUCUCUCAAACUGGUCGUGCAUAAAGUUCGGUAGUAAAUGUGGCCGGUUUUUAUUCUGACUAAAAGCUCUGUUUGGGAUUAGACUCGGUUGUCAUUUGGGUUAUUUGGGAUUAAUUUUAAGCGAUGUAUUGAUUGAGUAAUAAAUAAACGUAUAAGAUUUUGAUUUUUGCCCAUUCCAAUUGUGUAUGCGCCGUACAUUUAUAUUGUGUCUUGACCUUUACCCUGUGACAGUCUAACGCCCUCGGUGGUGUCCUGUGUGUUUUGCUGGCCUCACACUUGCUUCUCAUGGCGACGGUUCCUGGAUUUCAGUCUUGCUUUUAAUGGCGAGAUGUUUCUGUAUUUCACUCUUGUCUUUAAUGAGGUCACCUUUCAAUACUUCACUCUUAUUGUCGCCCCUUUCACAGGAAUGUGACAGGACGGAGGGAACAUCACAUCACGUGUUACGUGCGUGAAGAUGUGUAGAGUUGAUUGGCGAGUAUUUGGCUUUAGCUAACCUGCUCCCUCUCUAGUGCUGGCGAGUAUUUGGUUUUAACUAACGACUUUCAGUGUGUAAUGUUUCUUGCAGCUAGUGUCGUCCGUAGCUGUUUUACAAAUAGUUAUUAUUGUUAUCAAAUUUCACCUUUAUCUCAUUAUUUUUCUUUCUCUCACACCUCAUGUAUCCCUCACGACGCCUAAUCUUCAACGGCAACCGUGCACACAAACGCACAAACACAUAAACACAUACACAUAAUACACACGGACACGCAAACAGACAUAUAACUCAGAUCAAAAAUGAGGGCCGAUCAAAAUGUUCUUGGCUGCUAUUGGGAAGUAAGGCUAUUGCUUCCAAACACCUCCACAUUUCCGUUCUCCUAAACAAAUAAAUUCUAAUCUUAUUCGAAUUUUCAAAAUCGAUUAUUAUACCACGUAGCUGACAGACGGACUCCUUCUUAGGUCCGUGCUACGAAAUAGAAUUCAGUUUUAAUUAAAUUUCUAAUGUAAAGGCUUUGUUUCUCUUGCUGUACCUUCCCAAACGAAUGAAAUAUUAAUGUCAGGAAAUUGUUUUAUGAAGCCCCUGUUAGCCUGCAAGCAUGACGAUGCCUUAAUACGUAAACACGAUUCAAUGCGGAGCAGCCAAGUUGCCAUGGAAACGUUGUGUAAAUGACCUUUUGAUAGUAGGUCUGUAGGUGUCACGCAGAGACUAGCAGUAAGAAAACUCAGUCACGUGAACGCGCGUCACUUUAGUUCCUAGCAGGACGUGCACAGGUAGCUAGAGUUUGGUGUCCUGUAGGGGCAGAUGUCAACAGUCUGACGUCACGUGGACGUAGCCGUUAGUUUGACAUGACGCAGUUGUAGUUUGACAAGUAGGUAUGUGGACAACCAUGUUAUGGAGGUUGUUUUCAGACUUAUGUGGUGGUAGCUCUAGAUUAGGACCUAGAUAGCUAUAGCUAUUUAACCUUGUCGCUAGCUCAGUAACAUUAACCCCACCAAAAAUGCUGAUAAUAAAAUAAUAUAUUUACUAUCUCCGGUCAUGUAAUCUUGCUAUGAUGAUGGAUUAUUACGGCAUAAUGUUCAUGUAAUUCGCUGUUUAUGUACAGAUCAUAAAACGGAAACCAGCAGCAAACAGGUUAAUGAUGCUGAUGUAAUCCUGCAAAUGCGGUUAUACCGUGCAAGGGAGGCAACUACACUCUCCUUAUAUUUCCUGAGCUACGUCCCUUGUCAUUAUUGACACGGCAACAAGCGUUUUUAGACUCUUCAUCACCGAAAAUAUUUCCAAAGCACCACCUACAUUUUUAUCAAUAUCGAAAAAUUGUCUUUUUAAAAUUCUAGCCUGUUUUAUAACGUUUCUUUUUCAUCUGUUCGUUUCCUCUCUCUUGGUCUAACCCACAUCUGGUGCCUUCUGUGCCAUUUUAUUAUCCUCUUUGAAAGCUCAAGCUUGUUAUUAAAACAGAUGGAAUGAUCUUUACCCUAUUUUUAUCGUGCUUUAUUGUAUUGCAUGUCGAAGAACCGACUGUUACGUGUGUGUCACGUGACUAGGAGGUGAACUUUGUGCUCGUGCGACAAGCUCAUGCUCAUGUUUCCUUGAAUCUGAUGAUGACACCCAUCUCCUCGGCGCCAGCUAUCUAAAGAUUUCAUUCUUUUUUUCUGACCACGCGCGUGCCUCUCUGUCUGCGUAUUCGAAAUGCGUGUGUAUGAGCUUCCCCUUCCCUUGUAUACACGGUGAUGCACGUGUCUUACAGUGAUUACAUUACCUGUCCCUGUCUUGUCCUCAUCCUAACCUGCUCUUUGUAAUGGUUCACGUUUGUCUGUAUACGUGUAUGGAUCACACAGACAUACAACUUAUUGUAUCCAAUGCAUCUGCAAUCAGUUUUUCACUUUGUUCUUGUUUGUUUUCUCUAUUCAGACCUCUUUACAUCCAAUUGGCUUGAAAUCAACAGGUAAAGAAAAGAGAGGGCAUAGUGAAAAGCAGUUAUUGUUUGUUCUUGUCUUUCACGCAGUUCCAAAAUUGUGUUUUCCCUCGAGAGGACUAGUGUACCCUGAGUAUUGCAAUACAGUAAGCGUGUGUUUAUGCUUUUAUUGCUUCCUACAGUGUUUAUACUCGUUGAUCAUUAUAGUUAGUAGAGCAUUUAAAUGUAAUUUUAUUGAAUUAGAUCGUUUUUUUACCAUCAUUGUUUGCUCUGUACAAAAAUGUUACCUUUGAGCCCUAUGUUUAAAUGUUAGCAUCAUGUUAACAUACCUGGGCUUAACCGUUUAAAGGAUUAUCAGUCUUCCUAACGCAUUUUCAUUCUGUUCUGCCUCCUCCUCUGCUGUGCAGUCUUUUCUGUUUUAAAAAAAAAAAGUCCUGCUCUACCACCAAAAAUUUUCUCAAGAGUCUUAAACGCAUAAGUAAGAUAUAUUAAUACAAAUGCAAGCCUGUCCACGAUUCUCCGAGUAUAUCCUCUUUAGAGUCUGUUCCUCCCCACUGCUCUGAAAUGUCAGGUCGGGCAGGUCUCUAAGUUCGAAUACAAGACUGUAAAGUUAGGAAUGAUGUCAGGACACUUCAUGAGCAACUUAUAUCAAUCAAAAUUGACCUACGACCUUCCCGAAGAAAUCGAGAGUAUUCUUGAAAACUUUAGUGAGGAACGGGGCCAGAGGGCCGACUUGAAAAGCGGCAAAUAAUUGCCGCCUCACUCUUUUUAAUAUAGCUUGAAAAUUGCCACAAGGUUUAUUUACUCGAUGGACACUUAGUCCAAUACUUCUCAGUACUUUUUUCACUGUUUGUCCUUAUAGUAAAGUCUUUGAAGACAAGAAUGUUCUAUUUACAACAGUCUUUUUCCAUCCUGUGUUGAGGUUUGCUCUGUGUUGAGGAGGAACACGUGAUGCCCCUGACCUGUUGCUGAAUCCAUUCCAAGAUAUUUUCUGAACACAGGUCUUCCUGUCCAUCGCCUGACACUUUGUAGAAUGCACUGUCAUUGUUAUCUUGCAUUUGUGUCACCGCUGACACUGAAUUUUUUCCACUUGAAAAAACAAAAUCGGAAAUUGUCUACGGUGCUGUGUGUACUUGGUGUUAACCAAAGAUCAGCCAUGAAAGGUCAGCCAGUCUCCAAGUUCUGAGACAGUAGUGUGGAGAAACUGUUUUACUGUAUUUUAAAAUUCUAUUUUAGACUUUUUCUCGCAGCUCUAAAGGGUAUAAUUAAGUUUUCCUUUGUUUGAACAUUUGUUUCGGAGGAAACUUGUUUUUUUAUUUGCUAGUUAUGUUUGCUGAGGAAUGUUUCUACUGUUGUUUCCCUGUUAACUUUGUUUCUGUUAAAAGCAGAUUUAAAUAUAUAUAUACUAGCAGAGAUCAUAAAACCCCAGGAUUAACAUAUAUUCUUUAUUAACUCGACUGACAGCUUUUGUUUAUCAGACUUGUUUGUGGCAUCUAUCUCUCCCUCUUUUCUCUCCGGGGCGCGGUUCUGCGGCGUAACGGUUAGCGACUGUCACCGCCACAGAGAAAAUUAAUUGUCCUCGGUUCAGAUCUCGUCUCGGGUACGCUGUUCUUUCUCUGCAUGUGGCAUCUGUUUACAUACCCGGCUGCUUAUUCGUGAUAUAGUCUUACUUGCUGGCUCGGGGUAAAACUCUAAUGUUCCUCCCCGUUCUCUCUGGUUCUAUCCUCUCGCCUCUCCCUCCCAACCUGAUGAUAAGACACAGGAUCUAGUGAAUCUCCGCGAAUCCACCCAACCACCUCCAUUCACCCCAACCACUCCCCACCCCUUCCCCGCGUGUUCCUGAAUCAAAGACAGACGGCGGACAGAUAAUCGUUAGUGUGAGCCUAUGGAGUGCAUCGACAUCCGCCAAUUGUAACACACCCUGAAAUCAAUUCCCAUACGCACAUACCUUCCAUUAUUAGCUGUCUCCGCAAUUUGAAGACCAAAGCAGAGCUUCUAUGAGCCUGACAUGACCGAGUUUUGUUUUUCUUUCCUCCCUCCUUCCCCAACUCCAUCAUUUUUCCUCUCAUGGCUGUUGAAAUCUGUUUUCUUCGGCACGUGGAUAGAGAUGAGAACUGUAGUCGCUGACUGGGUGAAAACCUGUGUCGAGAGCGUGACACAGUUUAAAAUCGAGUGAAAUAAGCGACAGUAAGAAUGUCCUCCAAACCUUGCUACCACAGUCAUUCCUUCUGGGCGCUUCUUCAGACAUUCCCGUGAGCGUGAUAAGUAACUGUAGAAGUAGUGACAGCACGGGAGCAAAAGCGUUGGCACGAAAGAACAGAUAGAAACCUUUAGCACGAUGCUGCGAACAUUUUAAAUGUCUAUUAAGUUUGUUUUUUUUUCAAAAAAAUCUGUUUGUGAUGUGUAGAAUCGUUUUGCUCUUAUUGUCUACAUUGAGACUUUGCUCCUGUUUUGGAAAAGCUUAUUUUACUUACUCACUUUUUCAACUGAAUUGCUACUAAAAGGCUGUUUUAACCUUUAUAUGUAAUCGUGUCCUUCCAUUUUUCUCGAAGGUUUCGCAACACUUUGCUCCCAUGUUGCUGGCGUUUCCUGCAAUGAUUCCUUGAUACGAUCUUGAGUUCUGUUUCUCAACAUUUGAAUGUCCAUGUUACAUUUUUUCUUGUGAAGUUUUACUUCAGAAUUCUCUGUGUAUUUUUGCGAUAUUAAAUUUUGAUAAGUGA
Messenger RNA from Pomacea canaliculata, 6723 nucleotides. Its product is annotated as calmodulin-beta-like. The record is from RefSeq and is a predicted model, not a curated record. Gene Ontology annotation, molecular function: enzyme regulator activity; calcium ion binding. NCBI's taxonomy places the organism in Eukaryota, Metazoa, Mollusca, Gastropoda, Architaenioglossa, Ampullariidae.